Sitodiplosis mosellana (orange wheat blossom midge) is the source of this 740-nucleotide messenger RNA. Its product is annotated as mpv17-like protein 2. Gene Ontology annotation, biological process: mitochondrial ribosome assembly. The record is from RefSeq and is a predicted model, not a curated record. The transcript is spliced from 3 exons. Lineage: Eukaryota; Metazoa; Arthropoda; Insecta; Diptera; Cecidomyiidae. Gene Ontology annotation, cellular component: membrane; cytoplasm. Bases 4 to 576 code for a protein of 190 amino acids.
GCAAUGAAUGUCAUUCACACAGUUAAACAAUGUUUUACAAUUCGUUCGUUGAAAGUAUUUCAUAAGCAGGCGUUUAGUCCAAAGUACCUGUUAAUCACGAAUUGCUGUAUAUCGGUGACAUUGUCGAGUGUGGGUGAUUUCCUUGAACAACAAUAUGAACUGUAUAGCAAAGAUAUUGAAAAAUAUAGCGUCAAACGAACGUUUCAUAUGGCAUUAUCUGGUUUGACGGUCGGUGUUGCAUGCCACUAUUGGUAUCGGUUCAUUGACACACGCAUUCCCGGUCGGAAUUUAUCCACCGUAUUGCAAAAAGUAUUUUGGGAUCAAAUUAUUUGCUCACCAAUUGUGAUAUCUACAUUCUUUAUAACGCUUGGCCUGUUGGAGCAAACGAGCAAAGAUGAGAUCAUCAAAGAGAUAAAGGAGAAGGCAUGGCGAUUAUACCUCGCAGAAUGGACAGUUUGGCCACCGGCACAGAUAAUCAAUUUCUACUUCCUUCCAAACAAAUAUCGCAUUUUGUACGACAACACGAUUUCGCUGGGCUAUGAUGUUUACACUUCAAAGGUGAAGCACGGGAAAUAAUACUAUACGAUGCAUAGUAUGCACAAGUUAUCAACUGCAACUAUUGUUACCAGUGAAUUGUGAAUGAUUUUUUUUUAAACGAAUGGACGUGUACGUGUCUGUAAAUAAUGGAUUGCUUAUGAAUUUAGAUAAAUAAAUUUUCGACUCAUUUUUAUCGCAACAAA